Molecule: messenger RNA, 2203 nt
Organism: Fundulus heteroclitus (mummichog)
Lineage: Eukaryota; Metazoa; Chordata; Actinopteri; Cyprinodontiformes; Fundulidae
Product: guanine nucleotide-binding protein G(i) subunit alpha-2
Exons: 10
Coding region: 531-1598 (355 amino acids)
Biological process (GO): adenylate cyclase-modulating G protein-coupled receptor signaling pathway; gamma-aminobutyric acid signaling pathway
Cellular component (GO): heterotrimeric G-protein complex
Molecular function (GO): GTPase activity; GTP binding; G protein-coupled receptor binding
Source: RefSeq, a predicted model, not a curated record
UUCCUUCCCUGUAGCUGCUGGGCUGGGGAGGCGACUGUCGGCGCUGUCUCGCUGUUCCGUCGGAGCUGAAGGGAACUUAACGGCGGGUCCGGGCGUGGCUUCAAAUGUGAUAAAUCUCUACGCGAGGGGGGAAAAGAAUGCGUGAAGGCUUUACGGAUUAGGACGAAUAUUUACAAAAUCAGUCAGAAAGAAAAGAAAAGCGACAGGAAAAGGUAGCUUAAACUGGGCAGCGUGGAGUGUGUGUGUUUUUUUUCUCUGGGUGCGCUCGGUGUUGAACAGCUGGAAUACUUCUUGCUUUUUUUUUUUUGAAUGCUGAACUUCGUGGGCCGCGUUCGUGGUGUUAGACCUGCUCUGAUGAUCCGCAGAAAAAGUCACUCGAGCUGUAUUUUGGACUAAAAAAAAAAAGCCCGGGGAGAGGGAGGAUUUCAGACUCUCUCCUUUUUUAUUUUUUAUUUUAUUUUAUUUUAUUUUUUUCGUUUGUUGAACUUCCCCCCGAACAAGCAGCAGACCUGAAGCGCGCACUGGGAACCAUGGGCUGCACUGUGAGUCAGGAAGAUAAAGCCGCGGCCGAGAGGUCCAAAAUGAUCGACAAGAACCUGCGAGAAGAUGGGGAGAAGGCGGCGAGAGAAGUGAAACUGCUGCUGCUGGGUGCUGGCGAGUCGGGGAAGAGCACCAUUGUGAAGCAGAUGAAGAUUAUUCACGAAGAUGGCUACUCAGAAGAAGAGUGUAAGCAGUACCGAGCCGUGGUCUACAGCAACACAAUCCAGUCCAUCAUGGCCAUCAUCAAAGCCAUGGGCAACCUCAAGAUUGAAUACGAGGACAGUUCUAGAACGGAUGAUGCCCGCCAGCUGUUUUCACUGUCGGCAGACGCAGAGGAGCAGGGUAGCCUGCCAGAAGACCUGUCCAAGGUCAUCCAGCGACUGUGGGCCGACGGCGGCGUCCAGAGCUGCUUCACACGGGCCCGGGAGUAUCAGCUCAACGACUCGGCGGCCUACUACCUGAACGAUCUGGAGAGGAUAGGCAAGUCAGACUACAUCCCCACACAGCAAGACGUUCUGCGGACCCGUGUCAAGACCACAGGCAUCGUGGAAACACAUUUCACCUUCAAGAACCUGCAUUUCAAGAUGUUUGAUGUCGGUGGCCAGCGGUCGGAGAGGAAGAAGUGGAUCCACUGCUUUGAGGGCGUGACGGCCAUCAUCUUCUGCGUCGCCCUGAGCGCCUACGACCUGGUGCUGGCAGAAGAUGAGGAGAUGAACCGGAUGCACGAGAGCAUGAAGCUGUUCGACUCCAUCUGCAACAACAAGUGGUUCACGGAGACGUCCAUCAUCCUGUUCCUCAACAAGAUGGACCUGUUUGAGAAGAAGAUUGAGCACAGCCCCCUGAGCAUCUGCUUCCCCGAGUACACUGGCCUCAACAAUUACAAGGAGGCUGCGGCUUACAUCCAGAGCAAAUUUGAGGACCUCAACAAGAAGAAGGACACCAAGGAGAUCUACACCCACUUCACCUGCGCUACCGACACCGAGAAUGUGCAGUUUGUGUUCGACGCGGUCACUGACGUCAUCAUCAAGAACAACCUGAAGGACUGCGGCCUCUUCUAAAAACGCCGAUCCGAGGAAGAUUCAAGAUUACUUGAACAGUUCGGAUGACCAUGACGGGGGGUUUAUACACAUACCACGAAUAACUGCACUGCCCAACCAUGAUUUCUGCUUCAAUCUGCUUUUAAAAAAUAAAAAAUAAAGACACCUAAGAAACAGAAAACCCAACCAGCCUUCCAGAUUCUCCAACGAUCGCCGAUCCAGUCGCUGGUUUUCGUCAACUUUUUGGGCUUUAACCACAAAAAUCUACAUCUAUUAUUCUAUUUUUUUUCAAUUGCUAAAGGAGGGAAAGGAUACUUUUUUUAUACAUAUAUAUAUAAAUGCCUAAAUUUAACUUUUAGAUCCUGAUGUGCAAAUUAUGAAACUUUUAAUCAUGUGAAACUUAUAUUUUGAGACUCUGCAUAAGCAUGGACAUGAAAUGAGAUUCACAAAAGAUAAAAAAAGUGCUUUUUAAAAAAAAAUUAUGUUUACAUUGGUUCAUCAUUCAUAGCUAAACCGUAUAUUAUUCUGCAUGACUCCACAGGACCAAUAAUAGCUCUGUAUUCUGCACAAAUUAUUCUAACAUUCCUACAAAAUGAUUAAAAAAAAAAAAUAAAGAUUUUUUUUUU